Molecule: messenger RNA, 2180 nt
Organism: Bufo bufo (common toad)
Lineage: Eukaryota; Metazoa; Chordata; Amphibia; Anura; Bufonidae
Gene: ESRRA
Product: estrogen related receptor alpha
Exons: 9
Coding region: 286-1611 (441 amino acids)
Biological process (GO): regulation of DNA-templated transcription
Cellular component (GO): nucleus
Molecular function (GO): zinc ion binding; steroid binding; DNA-binding transcription factor activity
Source: RefSeq, a predicted model, not a curated record
AGGAGCCGGUGUAGGAAGUGUGUCUGUGUGUGAGUGUGUGACACGGAGUGUGAGUGUGUGUAGGAGCAGCCGUGUCCUCUGCCGUGUCCUCCACAACUGAGUGUACGUCCAGGAGAGCAGCCCGUGUACACAUGUACGGGAAGAGCCCGGGGUCACCAGCAGCGCGAUGACAACAGGAGCCUGACGGAGAUGUUACUCCUCUUAUAACAGCCGUCAGCCAAGUCUACCCCGACCCGAGGACAGAGGGUGUCCGCCCCACAGCCGCGGCAGCAUAGGGUCGCCUUCAUGUGUAUAUCCUUUUCUUCUUUUACCUGUGACCUGUAUCCCUGCAUUGACUUUUCUAGAAGGUGUCCACAAGAUACAGAACACUUCUUGAUCAUGUCUUCUCGUGACAGACGCCCUGAUCUCUGCAUCAAGGCAGAACCAGGAACGCCAGAAAGCAUUGGACGCCGGAGCCCUAGUGGAUCUAGUGAUAGUAGUGGACAUGGGCCUGAACCACAGGGUCCACGCUGCUGCAGGGCUGGUGAUGAUGAACAAGAAGAUACACCUGGAAGAGGCAAAUAUGUCCUAAACUCCAUCCCUAAAAGGCUCUGCCUUGUGUGUGGCGAUGUGGCGUCUGGAUACCACUAUGGAGUCGCUUCCUGUGAAGCUUGUAAAGCUUUCUUCAAACGUACUAUACAAGGCAAUAUUGAGUACAGCUGUCCUGCUACAAACGAGUGUGAAAUUACCAAACGAAGACGUAAAGCGUGCCAAGCUUGUCGAUUUACUAAGUGUCUUCGGGUGGGCAUGCUUAAGGAAGGGGUGCGUUUAGACCGUGUAAGAGGAGGGAGGCAGAAAUAUAAAAGGAGACCAGAAGGAGACAUUCUACAAUAUACACCAGGAGGACAACAAUCCCAGCAAAGUACAACUGUAGUUAAAAAACAAACUCCAGUGAACACUGUGGUCUCACAUCUGCUGGUGGCAGAGCCCGAUAAGCUAUUUGCUAUGCCAGACCCAGCACUUCCCGAUGGCUACUUAAAAUCCAUGAGCACAUUGUGCGACCUUGCAGAUCGAGAGAUUGUCAUUAUUAUCAGCUGGGCCAAGAAUAUCCCAGGUUUUUCUUCCCUUUCUUUAUCGGACCAGAUGAGUCUCUUGCAGAGCGUCUGGAUGGAGGUUCUCCUCUUGGGAGUCGUGUUUCGCUCCCUUCCUUAUGAAGAUGAAGUUGUGUUUGCUGAGGAUUUUGUCUUGGAUGAGGAAUCCUCACAUUCUGCCCGUCUGUCUGACCUCUGCUCCUGCGUUCUUCAUCUGGUGCGCAAGUAUCGGGCCUUGCGUGUGGAAAGAGAGGAAUAUGUCAUGUUAAAAGCCCUCACCCUUACAAAUUCAGACUCUGUGCACAUUGAAGACCCAGAUGCAGUUUUACGUCUCCGUGAUGCUCUACAAGAAGCACUUGGUGAAUAUGAAUCAAGUCGCCACCCUGAAGAACCCUGUCGUGAUGGGAAAUUGCUUCUUACACUCCCCUUACUUCGUCAGACUGCUGGCAGAGUCCUCCAACACUUCCAUGCCCUACGAGAAGAAGGGACUGUCCCUAUGCACAAGCUUUUCCUAGAGAUGCUAGAAGCCAUGAUGGAUUAAGAUCGAAGGAACCUCAUAAUAGAAAUCCCAUGUACUUUCCUUGUAAAUGACCCAAGGAAUGCAAGCUGGGGCUACAUAAUGAAUGUAUAGGACAUGCAAACCAAGUAAUUUUAUUUUAAUGCACACAUUCUUCCUGUAAUACAUUAUAGACUGAUAAGGAAGAUACCACAGAUUUGGUGCAGGCAUGUAUGCAAUAUGAAAUGGAUAUACAUGGACAUUGUCAAACAUAGCAAGAAGCUAUGUGGCAUCAAAGUGUUAGGUAUUUUUAUUUAAUUUUGCAAAUGGCGGGUAUGCUAUGGUAGAAUAAGCCAUAGGAAGAAAUGCUGGGUGUCCUUCCAUCCCUCAAACAUAUUCUUGAGCCAUAACCUUCUCCCAUGAGCAAGCAAUAGGACACGUCACACCAUUACAAGGCAUUCGGGAAGGCCUUUCACUUUUUUCACGUUUUGUUAUGUUGCAGCCUUUUGCUAAAAAAAAAAAAAAAUUGGUUUCCCCCCAUUAAUCUACACUCUGUACCCCAUAAUGAGAAAGCGAAAACAGUAUUUUAGGAAGGUUUGCAAAUUAUUAUUUUU